AUGUUGAGUAAACAAUUCAUUCGUGGUUUCAAAUCAUCACCAAUUGCUAAAAACUAUGCAUCAACCAUUCCAAAUUUAAAAGUUACCAAAGAUACCAAGGUUAUCUACCAAGGAUUCACCGGUAAACAAGCUACAUUCCACGCUGAGCAAGCUAUUGCUUACGGAACACAAGUUGUUGGUGGUAUAAAUCCUAAAAAGGCAGGACAAACACAUUUAGAUAGACCAGUUUUUGCUACCGUUGCUGAAGCUAUGAAGGAAGCCGGUGCUACUGCUACUGGUAUUUUCGUUCCGCCACCACUUGCUGCAGGUGCUAUUGAAGAAGCUAUCAGUGCUGAAAUCCCAUUAGCCGUUGCCAUUACUGAAGGUAUCCCACAAAAGGAUAUGGUUAGAAUUGCUCAAAUUUUAAAAACUCAAGACAAGACCAGAUUGGUUGGUCCAAACUGUCCUGGAUUGAUUGCUCCUGAACAAUGUAAGAUUGGUAUUAUGCCAUCAAACAUACACAAGAGAGGUAAAGUCGGUGUUAUUUCCAAAUCUGGUACUUUGACUUAUGAAGCCGUAGCUCAAACUACUGCCGUUGGUUUAGGUCAAUCAUUGGUUAUUGGUAUGGGUGGUGAUCCAUUCCCCGGUACCAACUUUAUCGAUGCCUUGACUUUGUACUUGAAUGAUCCAGAAACCGAAGGUAUCAUCUUGAUUGGUGAAAUUGGUGGAAGUGCUGAAGAAGAAGCUUCCGAAUUCUUGAAGCAACACAACUUGACUAGACCAGAAGGAGCCAAACCAGUUGUUGGAUUCAUUGCUGGUGUCUCUGCUCCCCCAGGUAGAAGAAUGGGCCAUGCUGGUGCUAUUGUUGCCGGUGGUAAAGGUGAUGCUAAGUCCAAGAUUGCCGCUUUGGAAUCCGCCGGUGUUGUUGUUGAAAAAUCACCAGCUAGAUUAGGACACUCCUUGUUGGCUGAAUUCAAAAACAAAAACUUAUUGUAA
Lodderomyces orthopsilosis Co 90-125 is the source of this 975-nucleotide messenger RNA. RefSeq names its product succinate--CoA ligase (GDP-forming) subunit alpha (gene LSC1). The transcript has a single exon. Gene Ontology annotation, biological process: tricarboxylic acid cycle. Gene Ontology annotation, molecular function: succinate-CoA ligase (ADP-forming) activity; succinate-CoA ligase (GDP-forming) activity. Gene Ontology annotation, cellular component: succinate-CoA ligase complex (ADP-forming); mitochondrion. The record is from RefSeq and is a predicted model, not a curated record. Lineage: Eukaryota; Fungi; Ascomycota; Pichiomycetes; Serinales; Debaryomycetaceae. The coding region runs from base 1 to 975 and encodes 324 amino acids.